GCGAGGUUCCGGGUUCUAAAAACCGCGCAGAGAUCAAAAGUUCCCCAGAUCUGAGAUAUGGGCGAUGGCGCUGCGCGCGCUGCUCCUGCUGCUGGCGGCCGCCCUGGCCACGACCCAGACCCGCGCGGGCUCGCACUCGCUGCGUUAUUUCGGCACUGCCAUGACGCAGCCGGGACACGGGCAACCGCGGUUCGUCGCCUUCGGGUUCGUGGACGACACGCGCUUUGUGUGGUUCGACAGCGACGCGAUGAGCCCCAGAGAGGAGCCGCGGGCGCCGUGGAUGGAGGAGAAGCGGCCCGAGUACUGGGAGCGGCAGACUCGGAUCGCCAAAGCUAACGCACAGAUUUUCCGUGAUAAUCUGAGGACCCUGUUGCGCGCCUACAACCAGAGCGAAGCAGGGUACCACACCAUCCAGACCAUGCGGGGCUGCUAUAUGGGCAGUGACGGGCGCUUCCUCGGCGGGUACUACAGGACGGCGUAUGAUGGCGCCGACCACAUCUCUCUGAACGAGGACCUCCGUUCCUGGACUGCUGCGAACGAGGUGGCUCUAAUUACCCAGCGCAAGUAUGAGGCAACGAAUGAGGCGGAGCACCACAGGGCCUACCUGAAAGUUACAUGCAUGGAGUGGCUCCGCAGCCAUCUGGAGAAGGGGAGAGAGAUACUGCAACGUGCAGAUCCCCCAAAGACACACGUGACUCAUCAUCCCAGACUUGAAGGAGACAUCACCCUGAAGUGUUGGGCUCUGGGCUUCUACCCUGCUGACAUCACCCUGACCUGGCAGAGGGAUGGGAAGGACCAGACCCAGGAUAUGGAGCUUGUGGAGACUAGGCCCGCAGGGGACGGAACCUUCCAGAAGUGGGCAGCUGUGGUGGUGCCUCCUGGGGAGGAGCAGAGAUACACAUGUCGUGUGGAUCAUGAGGGGCUGCAUGAGCCCCUGACCCUGAGAUGGGACCCACCUCCUCAGCACAUAGAUCCCAUUGUGGGAGUCACUGCUGGCCUGGUUCUCCUUGGAGCUGCCGUCACUGCUGUGAUGUGGAGAAAGUUACCAAGGAGGCAUGUGUGACUAUGGAACUGAGCCAUAUGAUGGUCGAAUGCACUAAGAAGAGCUCCUGACUUCUCUUCCUGCCGUUGGUGUAUAUGUCCAUCUGUGUGACCUGUCAGCAAAUGUGAGUCUGUUCAGGCAAACUGGGAUUAGGGUUCUCCACCUGUCUACUGAGAACAGCACCUAGAUAUGAAUCUAUUUGGAAUUCUCGCCCUAGUUCUACAGCCACUUAGUUCCAAAUAAACACACAGAGGCUUCUAUUAAUUACGAACUGUUUGGCCUAUGGCUCAGGCUUAUUGGCUAGCUCUCUUUUAUUAACCCAUUUCUAUUAAUCUGUGUGUCUCCGCGUAGGCUUGGCUUACCAGUGAUGCCUGGGUCUCUUUCUUCCUUGGCAUCUCCCAGACUCCACCUACUUUACAUUGGCUUUAUCAGUCAAUGGCCAGGUGGCCAGGUGCUUCUGUCCUAUCUCACAUUUUUUGGAAGUCACUUGCUCCCACUUCCUGCUUACUCAGUUAAUAUUUCCUUCUUGGGUCUCUGAGAGCGUUGAAGACUACAGUAUAGUUAUAGCUCUCCUUGUUUAACAGACUCAAUAAGAAACUCACUAAAAAUGUGUUAUGUAUAGGUUUGCAAGACAUUAAAAGAUGUGAUAAUGUAAAUUAGGAUAGAAAGUAAAUUGGGUAUAAGACUUUGGACUCAUUAAGAAAGAGUAAACGGAAUAUUACCUCUCAAUUUGCCAAAUGCUAAUGGACUAGACAUUGUUAAUGUACUUACCUGUAUAUACUGUACAUGUUUACUGUACUUAUUGUGUAUAGUUUUUCUUAUAUUGGUGAUAACCUUUUUUAUUUUUAAACAAAAAAGGGGGAUGUGGUGGUGCUAUCUUGUUUGUACAAAUAAAGCCUGUUGGGGUAUCAGA
Molecule: messenger RNA, 1955 nt
Organism: Mesocricetus auratus (golden hamster)
Lineage: Eukaryota; Metazoa; Chordata; Mammalia; Rodentia; Cricetidae
Product: saoe class I histocompatibility antigen, A alpha chain
Exons: 6
Coding region: 65-1063 (332 amino acids)
Biological process (GO): antigen processing and presentation of endogenous peptide antigen via MHC class Ib; immune response; antigen processing and presentation of endogenous peptide antigen via MHC class I via ER pathway, TAP-independent
Cellular component (GO): external side of plasma membrane
Molecular function (GO): peptide antigen binding; signaling receptor binding
Source: RefSeq, a predicted model, not a curated record